Parasteatoda tepidariorum (common house spider) is the source of this 1691-nucleotide messenger RNA. RefSeq names its product protein AATF. Gene Ontology annotation, cellular component: nucleus; nucleolus. The record is from RefSeq and is a predicted model, not a curated record. Gene Ontology annotation, biological process: regulation of transcription by RNA polymerase II. Lineage: Eukaryota; Metazoa; Arthropoda; Arachnida; Araneae; Theridiidae.
AAUAAGCCAAAUAUUCGUUUUGUUUGUUUUCAUCAACAACAUUUUACAUCCAGUUUACAUUGUAUUUUUCGCGUGCAGUUUUUUUUUUUUUUUAUUAAGAGCAAAAAUCUAUGCAUAUUUAUAUUUUUGUUGAACGAAAAGGGUUAUUUUCGUUAUUGUUAAUUUAAAAAAUGUCUUCUAUAGGUGUGGAAAUAGCAAAACUUUCCAAUCCAACUCCGCAAUUUUCGGAUAUAGAUGACCAUGAGUAUACAGAAUCAUUACCAGCCCAAUUUGAAAACGAGCAUAAAAACUUAUUUCAAAGAAGCAAAUUAAGAAGCAGAACAGCACCAUUGCUAGAAGACAUUGAUGAAACCUACUCUGGACGAAAGGUUACAAGAAAAUCUAAAGGGCUCGUAUUUGAGAAAGGAAAUGUUAAUGAAUCGAAAGUAAAAAUUGAAUCAGAAUUCUCAGAAUCUGAUUCAGACAUAGAUGAGGAUGAAGUUUCAGAUGAAGAUGAUGGAUUGAGUGAAGAUGGCAUUGCCAGUUUUAAAAAGGAUUUGGAGAAUAAAUCAUCUAGUGAAGCAGAAGAAAGCACUGAUCAAGGCUCUGAUUCUGAAUCUGAAGAAGCUGAAAAAGAUGACAUGGUAUCACAAUUUGCUAAUAUAGAUGUGAAUAGUGAAAUUGAAAAAGGAAAUGCAAUUAAGGCACAGCAAGAAAUAUGGAAUAAACUCUGUGAAUGCAGGAUAAAAUUACAAAAGCUAUUAAUUGUUUCAAAUAAGUUACCUCAAACAAGCAGCUGGCUUUCAAUCAGAAAUAAAAUUGGAGAAGAAGUGCCUGACAUUGUUUCUAAAGGUAAUGAUUCUGUAAAGUCUCUUUUAAAUAGUUUGAUGCAUCUGAAACAAGAACUUGGUCAAAGCACAGAAAAAGAAAUUGAAAGUGUUGAAGAAAUGGAAAUUCCAUCUGAUAGCGAUGAAGAACAUGAAACUCAAGAAGUUACUGAAGGAGAAACUAACAUGAAAAAAGGUGUCAAAAGAAAAUAUAAAAACGAAAAUUAUAGUGACAUUCUAUCUAAACAGUUUGAAAUAGAAAAAGCAUUCAGAAACAGUAUAAUUCAAAAAUGGGAUGAAAAAGUUCGACUAUCCACAGGGCGUAUGACUCAAAAAUCAUUCAAUGCCUUUGACAACUCAGCAGUAAAACAGAUUGAACAGAUUCUACAAGAUAGAACAAGAUUAAUAAAGCGAACUCAAUUGAAAAGAUCUGUAUAUCGAGUCCUUGGAAAACCAGAAUUUUCAGAGCUCAAAAGCAAUGAAUCUAAUAUUGAAGAUAUCACCUCAAAGCAAGACUUACUACUCAAAGAUUAUGAUCCCCAAAUAUUUGAUGAUGAUGAUUUUUACCGUCAGCUGCUGAAAGACAUCAUUCAGAGCAAGUCCAUUGGAAUUGAUCCAUCCAUCGUUAGAAAACAAAUGGAAUUGCAAAAAAUCAGAAAUAAGAUGAAAAGGAAGGUUGAUACAAAAGCUAGUAAAGGAAGAAAACUUAGGUAUGAUGUUCAUCCAAAACUUGUCAAUUAUAUGGCUCCUCUUCGAAGUACAACAAUGUCAGAUGAAGCCAGGGAAAAUCUGAUGAAAUGCCUUUUUGGAAGAAAUUUAAUCCAUUGAUAUUUGUAUGAAUUGUAUAAUACAUUGUAUAGAUAAAAUAAUUUUUUUAGUAAUAUA